Leptidea sinapis is the source of this 1142-nucleotide messenger RNA. It is a transcript of the gene Gr68, whose product is annotated as putative gustatory receptor 22c. The annotation marks the transcript as partial. Gene Ontology annotation, cellular component: dendrite; axon; neuronal cell body. Lineage: Eukaryota; Metazoa; Arthropoda; Insecta; Lepidoptera; Pieridae. The transcript has 4 exons. The record is from RefSeq and is a predicted model, not a curated record. Gene Ontology annotation, biological process: sensory perception of taste.
CUUAUCGGAUUAUCACCCUACCAAGUAAAGUUUUCCAAGACAAAACAGAUGUUCAAGAUACGGUCAAAUUCGAUUUACCUCAAUUCUUUGAGUGCGAUUACCAUAUUAUUGAUACUGUUAACGUUCUUUAUUCUACAUCUUAGAUAUCUGUUUUCGGGUACUGAUGAAUCAGCAUACAGUAAUGAAUCUGCAGCAGAACUAAAUUACAUUCUCGAACUGACCACUUUUGUUAUAUUUUGUUGUUCUGCAUACUAUUUCGUAUAUACAUAUCGAUCUUCGUAUAUGAAAAUGUUGAAUUUGUGUGUUACUACUUGGGAGCUUAUGCCUUCAUCGAAUAAAAGACAAGUGAUUCUCAAAAAUUUGCGUUUCCUCAUCAAUACAUGGUUCAUCAUGUUCUUGUUGAUAAUAAUUGUUCAGGUCUGCUUAAUUAGUAUGAGCAAUACCAGUUUGUGGAAGAAGUUAUUGGAUGGAUUAACAUUUAAUAUGGCCCACGUAUUACAGAUCAUCUAUCUUAUUUUUUAUCAAACUCUAGUGAUGAUUAUUGUUUCAAUACUGCGUAACCUCUACUGCGAAUGCCAACUAAUGGAUACCGGUGAUGGAGUGACAAAUGUUAAACCAAAAAUGAAAAAUAUGACUUUAAGGCAGAUGGAAAUAGUUUAUAUAAAAGCAUUUGAGUUGAAGACUUAUAUUAAUCAAUCAUUCCAAUGGCCAAUCCUCAUGACAACGUUGCAAUGUUUCCAUGCAGCGGUCAGUGAAGCUCACUCUGUAUACCAUUAUAUAUUACUUAACAACACAAUUUCAAUCUACGAAAUUACUGAUGGUACAGUGUGGACGAUAUACCAGCUAAUAAAAAUAUAUUCAUUAGCAUAUUCAGGGAGUUUGAUAAAAAAUGAAGCACAAAGAAUUGGCCAAUUACUCCACAACAUAUCAACAGAAAAACUCGAUCUUCGAUGGUUUGUCGAGGUGCAACAUUUUUCAACACUCAUCAUGUACCAAUCUGUAGAAAUUAACUUGUGUGGUUAUUUUCCAUUAGACGCGACACUUAUCUAUAAUUUUGUAGCAUCUGCGACAAUGUACAUGAUAAUUCUGGUUCAAUUUGAUCGAGACGGUUAGUUACAACUUAAUGCUACCUAUCAUAAUAU